This is a messenger RNA of Emiliania huxleyi CCMP1516, 306 nucleotides long. Its product is annotated as cytochrome C. The record is from RefSeq and is a predicted model, not a curated record. The transcript has a single exon. NCBI's taxonomy places the organism in Eukaryota, Haptophyta, Isochrysidales, Noelaerhabdaceae. Gene Ontology annotation, biological process: mitochondrial electron transport, cytochrome c to oxygen; mitochondrial electron transport, ubiquinol to cytochrome c. The annotation marks the transcript as partial. Gene Ontology annotation, molecular function: heme binding; electron transfer activity. Gene Ontology annotation, cellular component: mitochondrial intermembrane space.
CCGGCAGGAAGCGCCGCCGCAGGGGAGAAGAUCUUCAAGGGCAAGUGCGCCGCCUGCCACACGACACUCGAAGCGCAGGGCGGCAAGAGCGGGCCAGGUCUGGGCGGCAUCAUCGGCGCUGACGCGGGCAAAAGGGCCGGCUUCAAAUACACGCCGGCGUUCACUGCCGCUUCAUUCACUUGGACGGACAAGGCGAUGUACGAGUACCUAAAGAACCCGAAGACGUACAUCAAGACCAACAUGGCCUUCCCCGGCUUCAAGAAGCCGGAGGACAACGCGAACGUCGUCGCGUACCUGUGCUCUCUC